Corvus hawaiiensis (hawaiian crow) is the source of this 638-nucleotide messenger RNA. Its product is annotated as centrosome-associated protein CEP250-like. The record is from RefSeq and is a predicted model, not a curated record. The transcript is spliced from 3 exons. Lineage: Eukaryota; Metazoa; Chordata; Aves; Passeriformes; Corvidae. The coding region runs from base 36 to 575 and encodes 179 amino acids.
UUCCUUCUGUGCAGGUCCUGCUGGAAAAGCAGAAGAUGAAUUCUUUAUCAGAGACACUGCUCCAAACUCGGGGACAGCUAAGCCGAGCCUGCCAGCAGGUGCAGCAGCUCAGGCAGGAGGUGAAAGAGCAGCAAGAGAAGGGGCAGACCAUCAAGGCAAAGCUGCAAGCUGAGCUGCAGGAAGCUCGGAGGGAAAUCCAGGCAGCGCAGAAGAGGCACAAGGAAGAACUACGAGGCAUCAAAGAGGAAAUGAAUCUCCUCCUUGUGGAGAGGGAGGCUCUACAAAAGCAGGUGGGAGAGUUGACAUCUCAGCUGGCAGCCUCCAGAGAGUCCCAGGCAACGAUUGUUCAGAGAGCCCAGCAAGAUGUGAGCUGGGCCCAGGAGCAGUCAAGGCAGAAGCUGUUGGAGGUUGAGCACCUCCAGAAGAUGCUGGAGGAGGCAGAACAUCAGAACAAGGAGCUGCAAGUGCACCUGAAGAACUUGGAGCUGGAAGGGAGUCAAUGGGAAGAAGUGGCACGCCAAAAUUCAGGAUUUCGGGCUUCCUUGGACGCCCUGGAGAAGGAAAAAGCCAGGUAAAUGAAAGCCUGUGGGACUCUGCCUUGUGGGAAUGGAUUCCCUCUUUGCCAUCUUUGCACCUGC